UCUCGAGGUUCGCCGCUUUCAACCCCUGUUCUAGCUCACAAGAAACAGAUAUCUUGACUCGUUCAGUGAAACGAAUCAAGGGAGACGAAAACCAUUCGAUCGCUGAAGAUUUUUUAAUGCAGGAACCAAUGGAGCAACCUAUCUCGUACAAGGAUAUGGUCUCCGCCCAAGAACCAGCUUCAAUUAUUUGCGACAGCUCUUCGCGUGAUGACUUCUUGGAAGAGGAUUCAGACAUGGAAGAUAAUGGGUCUAUCCCCACAAUCCUUAUCUCCAAGGAAGAAAAGAGGAAGAUUAGAUCCCCAUGGCUCAACUCGAUCAUCAUCAAAGCCUUUGGAACAGACAGAGCUGGAUAUAAUUUUAUCCUCCCAAGAAUUAAAGCUCAAUGGAAACCCAAGGCGAAAAUGGAUUAGAGGAAGCGAUCCAAAAAGAAACCAAGUACUAGCUUUAAAGCUGGCCAAUCAAAUAUUUUGAUGGAAAAACAGAGCAAUCAUCCUCAAGCAAACUCAGUGAGUGGACCCGGUGGGUUGAGAGCCGGGUCAAGGGCACCUAUUUCAAAAGGGAGCGUCAGAGUUGACAGUUCAUUAAAUGAGACUAACGUUAUUCCAAACGGUCCGAAUCCCUCUCCUCAGCAAAAGAACCAACAAUGUCCAGCUCCAAAUGGUGGUCCCAAUAUAGGAAAGGCCCAAAUACCCCUGCAAACCCAACCCAUCCACAAAGGAGACAAGGUUCAAGAUAAGAUUUCAUCUACCCUUACUCCUAGGGAUGUCAACGGGGCCCCGCGGGGCCGGGGAGUGCCUCCUUGUCCCCGUCCCCGCAAAUGGCGGGGACGGGGAUCCCCGCGGGGAUUUUUGACGGGGGGCACCCGUCCCCGUUCCUCGCGGGGAUCCCCAUUCCCCACCAAUUAAUGACAAAGUAUAUAUUUUUUACAUCAAGCAUAAAUAAAAAUUAAUUUAAUAC
Rubroshorea leprosula is the source of this 957-nucleotide messenger RNA. NCBI's taxonomy places the organism in Eukaryota, Viridiplantae, Streptophyta, Magnoliopsida, Malvales, Dipterocarpaceae. The record is from the annotation of a GenBank genome assembly.